Messenger RNA from Ipomoea triloba (trilobed morning glory), 2690 nucleotides. Its product is annotated as autophagy-related protein 13b-like. The record is from RefSeq and is a predicted model, not a curated record. NCBI's taxonomy places the organism in Eukaryota, Viridiplantae, Streptophyta, Magnoliopsida, Solanales, Convolvulaceae. The coding region runs from base 325 to 2241 and encodes 638 amino acids. Gene Ontology annotation, cellular component: Atg1/ULK1 kinase complex; extrinsic component of membrane; cytosol. The transcript is spliced from 4 exons. Gene Ontology annotation, biological process: mitophagy; piecemeal microautophagy of the nucleus; autophagosome assembly.
AUUCAUUGCCUCUCUCAGUCUCUUUCUCAAUUCUCACUCUCCUAUCGACGGAAAAACUCUACUGGUCUGCCACUCCCUCUAUCACUUUCUCUCUCUUAAGCCGAAACCCGAAAACGACGGGAAUUCUUCUCUUUCAAUGACUCCUUUCUCCCUCUAUCUCUCUCCAUAUAAUCAUCGCCGCCUAGGGUUCUUCAUCUUCAGUUUUUUGCCUGGUAAUCCAUACAAAUCUAUAUUCACAUAAGAUACGUACGUGUAUGUGUGUGGAUAUAAUUCUCUCCGCGUAGACGAAUUCCCCUUUAAGCCCUCAAACAAUUGCUGAACACUAUGGCAUCACAUCACGGCAAUAGUAAUAAGCAGCACUCCGAACCUGCUAAGAUGGAGCAGAUUAUUACUGAGUUUUUCCCUAAGACUCUUCAUAUAAUACUUGAAUCCAGAUGCCCUUACGUCUCUUCGCGGAAUUAUAGUGGUGAGCAGUGUCUUUCAUCACCAUCCUCUUCCUCCUCCUCCUCUUCCAGUGCUCGGCCUAGAGAUAAAUGGUUUAAUUUAGCACUCAAAGAUUGCAGUGCCGCACUUGAGAAUAUAGAUUUUUGGAGACAAAGUAACCUUGAGCCUAUGUUUAUAGACGUGGUUUUAGUGCAAAGACCUAAUUCUUGGGAUGCUGUGAAUUGCUCCCCUAAAAUGGAGCCUGUUCGGAGUUUGUCUAAAGAAAGGUAUUGGAAUUUGGAGCAUGAUGAGUUUGGCAUUGAGGGGAAGAAAGAGAAGAUUGUUGAGAGAUGGAUUAUACAGUAUGAGAGUAGGAAGGCUAAUAUUGGUCAUGGUUCUGGGAGUAAGAGGUCAAGUUGCACUAGUUCACAGAUUUUGUAUAAAAAGACAACCUUGUUGCUAAGGUCUUUGUAUGUUGCAGUUCGGAUUUUGCCUGGCUAUAAGCUAUAUCGAGACCUCACAUCAUCUGCUCAAAUUCGAACAUAUAACCUCUGUCCGCGAGUUUCAUCAUUUGCUGAACCAUUUACACGUAGCGAGGAGGCUGAAAUGCAGCAAUUUGUGUUCACUCCUGUGGACACAUCUUGUGGCAGGCUUUGUCUUUCAGUUUGGUAUCGUUCAUCACUUUCUGAUUUCAGUUCUGAACCCUCAACCCCAAUGUCUCCUCAGUUCAUUCCGGAUUAUGUUGGGAGCCCAAUGGCAGAACCUCUUAAGCGGUUUCCAUCUGCUCCUGUGCCACAAUUCUCCCAGUCAUCAUUUCCUCUUGAAAGGCAUCAUAGCUGGAGUUAUGAUUUGUAUAGAGCAUCACCACCUUCUGCUAUCCCAUCACCUUCACCCACUUAUUCAGAAUCACAGGCUUCAAUUAGUCAAAUGCGUGCUGGACACCUCCCCCCAACUAGUAGAUCUCGCCAUCUGCCUGAUGAUACACCACAAGUUCAUACCAAAAAUACUAGCUUUGAUGAGUAUUUGCCAUCCCCUACAUUUUCAACAUCACCAUCUCUGUCACCACCUACCCACACUCCUGGUAGUUACAUACGGAAGGCUCUCUUACGGUCUGGAAGUGCUCCUGUUAAUAUCCCUGAAUCAAGGCUCUUGAGUGUUCCUUUUCGAGUCUACAAUCAAAUGUUACCCCCUUCUCCCCCCUUGAAAGGAAUCAGACCUGCUUCUACAAAAAUGGAUGUACAGCCGGCGCUGCUUAAGAGCAGCUCUUUGGUUGAUAAGCUUUUCUCAUCUUCAAAAGAUGUCGAUGAUGGUGAUAAAUUGUCUGUGGUGAAGAUGCAAACAAACAGCUCACCACAGAAAUCUUUCUCCAGAAGCUCUAGCCGGGUGUCAUUUCAGGAUGAUUACGAUGAUUCUGAGUUUUCUGGACCAUUUGUUGUGGAUGAUGAUGACGUGACAGACCCUGGUAAAAGACUGUGUUCAUUUAACCAAGCAAGACAUCAAAGUGGAGGACAUGAACCUGGAGUUUCUCUGGUCAGGAAGUCCCAUGUUUCUGCAGGCACACUUAUUUCUAUGCUAAAGAAGGCUCCUCCUCUUCGCCAAGACUCUGAUUCAAUGAACCUGUUGCAAGACUCUACACCUGGAACCAUAAAUCCUGUGCAGAUGUCUGAUAAGCCUGGAGUACAACAUUCUUCUACUAGUAAUUUUGCAUCUUCUGUGAACAUCCCUGCGAAAACUACUGCUGACGCAUUAGAGGAGCUUCGUGGGUAUAGAGAUAUGAAAGACUUGCUUCUGAAGCAAGGUGGAAAGUCUCAGAUGUAGUAGGCCUGUGAUGCUUUUGCUAAAGAAAUGUGCAGUUCAAGUCACCAGUGUCUUCUAAGUAUCACUCUGCUAUAAAUUUUUGCCACAGUUUGUAUUAAAAGGUCAAGGGUUAACAGUCGGCGUAUUUUUGAUGUACAUACCAUGGGCGUAUUUGUUUGAGGGCAUAGGACUCUCCUAGCUAAAGGGCAUGUGAGCUGAAUUUUUCAUAUACAUCUGAACACACACAUAUUUAUAUAGAGAAAAAGAGGGGGGGUGUGUCUUUUGUAAGGAUGCUGGUUUUUCAGCAUGUGGUGAUAUAAAAAGCCUUGGCUGGGAUACGCAUUAGGCAGCAGGAUGUAUAUACUAUAUUGUACAUAAUGGUUUCUUCAUAUGUUGUGUAAAUAUUAUAUAAUUUUAAGCAUGGCAGAUAUGAUAAAGUUGGCGUGAAGGGUUGUAUUUAUGUUCAAAAA